Messenger RNA from Diorhabda sublineata, 3837 nucleotides. RefSeq names its product ATP-dependent DNA helicase pif1-like. The transcript has 3 exons. Bases 2460 to 3413 code for a protein of 317 amino acids. The record is from RefSeq and is a predicted model, not a curated record. Gene Ontology annotation, molecular function: DNA helicase activity. Gene Ontology annotation, biological process: DNA repair; telomere maintenance. Lineage: Eukaryota; Metazoa; Arthropoda; Insecta; Coleoptera; Chrysomelidae.
GUCAAUUGACUACAGUAACUACCAAUGUGUUGUUAUUGGUUCUAUGAACUCGGUUUGCUCACACUGUAAGGCAUUAAAAUACAAAAACGAAGCCAAUGGAUUGUGUUGCGCAAAUGGUAAAGUGAAAUUAAUACCAUUGUAUCCACCACCAGAACCAUUGUACUCAUUGGUUUCAGGAAUAGGAACAGAUUCUAUACACUUUUUGACACAUAUCCAACAAUAUAACAAUUGCUUUCAAAUGACUUCAUUUGGGGCAACAAAUGUAGUUCGGGAAAAUUUUAUGCCAACUUUCAAGUUGUAGAAAACUUGGAAUCCCGUGAUAUUGUUUUACAUCGUCGGAAUGAUCAAUUACAACGUAUAAAGGAAACACACCGCUCAUAUGAUGCACUGCAAUAUCCCAUUAUAUUUUGGCAAGGUGAAGAUGGCUACAAUUUCUCAACAAAAGUGAUAAAUCCCAUUACAGGUUCUGAAACCAACAGAAAAGUCAGUUCAAUGAACUAUUAUUCAUACCGCCUAAUGAUUCGGGAAAAUGAAGAUAAUCACAUAUUGAAAUGUCGGCGAUUAUAUCACAAAUAUGUUGUUGACAUGUAUGUUAAAAUUGAAACGGAGAGAUUAACAUUCAUCAGGUUGAAUCAAACCAAACUCCGAUCUGAAGAGUAUAUUCACCUUCGAGAUGCGAUUAAUACUGAUGGAAAUGCACAGAAUGUCGGUCGGAUGACUAUUCUUCCAGCAACAUACAUCGGAAGCCCUCGGCAUAUGCACGAAUAUGCUCAAGAUGCCAUGUCGUAUGCUCGUCAUUAUGGUACAGCAGAUUUGUUCAUCACAUUUACAUGCAAUCCGCAAUGGAUAGAAAUCAAGCAGGAGUUAUUCUCUGGGCAAUCACCCAUUGAUCGUCAUGAUAUUACAGCCAGAGUAUUUAGACAAAAGUUGAAAUGAUUAAUGGAUUUCAUCGUAAAACAUAAUGUGUUUGGUGAGACCCGCUGCUGGAUGUAUUCUGUGGAGUGGCAGAAACGAGGAUUGCCACAUGCACACAUUUUGAUUUGGUUGGUUGAAAAGAUAAGGCCAAAUGAAGUUGAUGCAGUGAUAUCAGCUGAAAUCCCUGAUGUACAAGUAGAUCCUGGAUUACAUGAGGUAGUUAUCAAACACAUGAUACAUGGUCCCUGUGGAACUCUUAAUCAAAAUUCACCGUGUAUGAUGGAUGGUAAAUGUUCAAAACGAUAUCCACAAACAUUAAUAUCGGAAACAAUUACUGGUAAUGACGGUUAUCCAUUGUAUCGUCGCAGAUCGACAGCAGACAAUGGAAAAUCAACAAUUGUCAAAUUAAAUCAACAAGAUAUUGAAAUAGAUAAUCGUUGGAUUGUUCCAUAUUCACCCAUUUCAUCAAAGAUAUUCAAAGCACACAUCAACGUUGAAUCUUGCCAUUGAGUGAAAUCAAUUAAAUACAUUUGCAAAUAUGUAACCAAAGAGAGUGAUAUGGCUGUGAUUGGAAUUGGUGCAGAGAAUUCCAAUGAAGUUACCCAAUACCAAAUGGGCCGCUAUGUCAGUAGUAAUGAAGCAGUUUGGCGAAUAUUUUCUUUUCCUAUUCAUGAGAGACACCCUUCUGUUGUUCACUUAGCUGUGCAUUUAGAAAAUGGACAAAGAGUGUAUUUUACAACACAGAACGCAGUACAAAGAGCUGCUCAGCCACCAUCUACUACAUUAACCAGUUUUUUUGAGACAUUCCAAAACGAUGAUUUCGCACAAACAUUGCUAUAUUCGGAAAUGCCAAAAUAUUAUACCUGGAAUCAAUCCUCAAGGAGAUUUAUACGACGGAAACAAGGAAAACCAGUUCCAGGAUAUACAGAUGUAUAUUCCACCGAUGCGAUUGGCCGGAUUUAUUCAGUACAUCCAAGCAAUGAUGAAUGUUUUUAUUUACGACUGCUAUUAGUCAAUGUACGUGGCGCAACAUCAUUCCAACAGUUACGAACUGUUGAUGGUGAAUUGUGUGGAUCCUACAGAGAAGCCUGUAAACGUUUGCAAUUACUUGAAAAUGACGCUCAUUGGGAUCAAACUCUCAAUGAUGCUGUAAUAUCAUCACACGCUCAUCAAAUACGAACAUUGUUUUCUAUAAUCAUAUCUACAUGCUUCCCAUCAAACCCAAUUGAUUUGUGGAUCAAGUAAAAAGAUUAUAUGUGUGAUGAUAUUUUGUAUCAAAUACGGAAUAGAAUGGGAAAUCCAAAUAUACAAAUCAGUGAAGAAAUUUACAAUGAAGCAUUGAUUUCAAUUGAGGACAUGUGCUUGAUAAUGUCAAACAAACUAUUAAUUCAAUUAGGCCUGACCGCGCCCAAUCGUCCAAUGCAUGACGCUUUUAACCAAGAGUUGCAUCGAGAAAGACUGUAUGAUCUCAACGCUUUGAAAGAAUUAAUUCAAACAAAUCUUCCACUGUUAAAUGAACAACAAAGUAUGUAUUUGAAACUCUUAUGAAAGUAACAAAUGAUGAAACUGGAGGGAUUUACUUCUUAGAUGCACCUGGUGGUACAGGAAAAACUUUUUUGAUUUCAUUAAUAUUAGCAACAAUUCGCUCACAAAAUAAAAUUGCACUUGCACUCGCUUCGUCGGGAAUCGCAGCAACUUUGCUUGAAGGUGGUCGAACAGCCCAUUCAGCACUAAAAUUGCCAUUAAAUAUGCAAAGCAAUAAAACUCCAACCUGUAACGUUUCGAAGAACUCUGCAAUGGCAAAGGUUUUGCAGCAAUGUAAAUUGAUUGUUUGGGAUGAAUGCACGAUGGCACAUAAAAAAUCUUUGGAGGCUUUAGACAGAACCUUAAAAGAUCUACGGAGCAAUAAUAACCGAUUUGGUGGUGCAAUGAUUUUAUUAGCAGGAGAUUUUCGUCAAACAUUGCCAGUGAUUCCACGAUCAACGCCAGCUGAUGAACUCAAUGCAUGUCUAAAGUCCUCCAAUUUGUGGAAACAUGUCAAAGUACUUCAUUUAAGCAAGAAUAUGCGUGUCGAGUUGCAAAAUGCCCAAUCUGGAAACAUAUUCUCUAAACAACUCAUUGACAUUGGUAAUGGCAAAUUACCUAUAGACAUGUUGACUGGCUGCAUUAACUUUCCUCAAAGUUUUUGUCACUUAACUCAAUCAAAAGAUGAACUUAUUCAGAAGGUGUUUCCAGAUGUUUCUCAAAAUUACAGAAACCAUGAUUGGUUGAGCGAACGAGCUAUACUGGCUGCAAAAAACAUAGAUGUAAAUGAAUUAAAUUUCAAAAUUCAAGAACAAAUUACAGGCGAAUUGAGGAUAUAUAAAUCAGUUGAUUCGGCUACUAAUCAAGAUGAUGUAGUCAACUAUCCACCGGAAUUUAUAAACUCGCUGGAUUUGCCAGGAUUGCCACCUCACAAUCUUCAAUUAAAGGUCGGAUCGGUGGUUAUAAUGUUGUGAAAUAUCAACCAACCGCGUCUUUGCAACGGUACACGGUUAGCGAUAAAAAAAUUACUAAACAAUGUGAUAGAAGCAACUAUACUCAAAGGAAAGUAUAAAGGAGAAGAUUUUCUCAUACCGCGCAUCCCAAUGAUUCCGACUGAUAUGCCAUUUGAGUUUAAACGACUACAGUUUCCAGUGCGGCUUGCUUUUGCUAUGACUAUAAACAAGUUAAGUGUUUGUGGUAUUAAUCUAGAAAACCCAUGUUUCUCACAUGGUCAAUUGUAUGUUGCCUGUUACCGUGUUGGAAAACAAUCAGAUUUGUUUAUCUAUGCGCCAGGUAAUCAAACAAAAAACAUCGUAUACCACAAGGCACUACAAUGAUAAUAAUAAUAAUUAUUUAUGAUUCACAUGAUUAACAAUAAAGCGAUUACUUACUUUUAAA